GUCUCUCACUCGGGUGAAACGUUCAGGUGCGCUUCAGAGGUGAAAACUCCUCAAGUCGGUGCGAUGGAUUAUAUUUUAUCUGAGUAGACAAGGAAAGUCCGGUUGAAGUGAAAUUUGGGGGUCCUAAUCUUUCUCUCCAUGAACUAACCUAUCCCUCACUCCCCUCACUGUUUCUUCUUCUUUCUUCUUUCUAUUUCCUGUUUCCCUCUUCUUCUCUCCUGUCAUGUCUGUAUCCAUGAGGAAUCAAGUCCAGCGCCGGCGUUCCCUGGGUCCAGUUUCGCCCAAACGCAUCUACAGAAACCUGUCCGUCAGACUGAGGGGCGGAGAGUCAUCUGUUUCCAGGGAAUUGGACACAACCAAACACUUCAGCAAGUCUGCAGAUUCUUACAAGACCUUGUGGGAAGCAGUGGAAAAUGAGGAUACUCUGGCUGUACAAAGCCUGCUGUCCAGAGACUACAAUCAUGCUGCCGGAGGAGGAGGAGGAGGAGGGGGAGGGGGAGGGGGAGGGGGUCUGUGGGAGAGAGGGGAGAAGAAGGAGAAGGACUGGGAGAGAGAGAGGGAGAGGGGGGUGAACAGGGUGAGUGAACAGGGCCUGGUCCCCCUGGACGUCGCUGCCCUUACCCACAAUUCCCCUCUCCUCCAUGUGUUGACGAAGGCGGGAGCCCGACAUAACCCUACAUUGUGCCGACCGGCAGACUGGGGAUUCAAGCUGGACGGUCUGGUGGCGCUGGCGGGUAAACGGGUGGAGGAGAAGCAGAAUGAGUUAUCGAGGAAGGCGGGGGCAGGGCCUCAGGCUCAGGCUGACGUCCAGAGACAAGUCCGCCUCUGGAGCCUCCGGCUGCAGCUGUACUGCCGGAUGAGACAGAACUUCCACAACACAGAUCUCCCCGGGCCUCCCAGUCACGUCUCCAUUCUGGUGACCAGCACCUCCUCUCUGUUUGUGACCAUCAAAGAGCCGGAGGGAAACACCGUGGGGCUCAUCACCCGCUCCAGAGUGGAAUGGAGCUCCGCAGUCAGCUUCAAACGCAUCCUCGGCUCAACACAAGUUACAGAGACCAAGAACCCAACCUUCAGUAUCAAGGGGCUCACAGCAGGAGUGCAUUACUUUGUGAGAGUGAGUGCCUACAAUGUGAAGGGAUGGGGUCCGCCUCAGUGCUCUACCCCCCUCAGCGCUGCCCCCUCCAGUUGGAGAGAGUGCAUCGGUGUGAAGUCGCAGUUUAGGAAUCAUGAGGGCCUCGUGAGGAAACUGCUGGAAGAUGCCAGAGAACCACAUUACAGAGAAUUCUGCCUAGAGAGCUCUAAGCCCCUGAGUCCCAGCAAGCGCUUGUUUGUGUCUCGAGGCAUCAAGCAACUGUUCCAGUCCGCCACCAAGUUUGUUCGUCUCCUGCAGAGGGGUGUGUACCUGGCGACUGUUUUCUACCACAAGGAGAACAUCCUGGUGACGGCUGAAGAUCAGAUCCCGCUGGUGGAGAUCAAGUGCUGCUCCACCUCCAUCAUCCAGGACUUCCUCUGGUUUGCAAAGUUAUCGUGUGCGUGGCAGCAGGUGCCGUGGCUGCAGCAGGCCCUCGCCUUCGCCCACUCCUCCCCCUCCUCCCUCCUCCAGAACAGGCACAACAUCUUAAGAGCUGUUUCCCAGCUGCAGUCUUCUCUGGGAACAAUAGACCUGGGCCAGGUUCAUUAUGAGCCUCUGAAAGACCGGCAGGGCAACGUCCUACUGGUGACCAUGAAGGAGUUUCCAAACCCUCCAAGCCCUCGUGACCCCCCGCUCCACUGGAUCCCGUUGGCCCGUCUGGAGAAGAACCGCAGCAGAACCCCUCUGCUGCCCGAGCCCACCGCCAUGGACAUGCUUUAUGAACAGCUCAAAGACAAGCUCUCCCUCCACAGGCACAGUGUUCAGUGGGCGAAGCCGGGUCUGUACGUGGGGAUCCUGAAGCUGUGCAGCUCCGUGGAACAGAUCCGGGUUCUGGUUCCUCAGAGGCUACCCAACCUGCUCUGCCACACCCGGGUCCGACACAACGCACACGUCUCCAGAGAGGAGUGGGAAUGGCUGCAGAGUCACGUUUACACCUCGACCAACGGCAGCGCUCCAGAUAUCCUGAGCGAGGAAGAGGAGAGCGCCAUGGAGAGCAGCGGGUUGGCCGAGUUCGUCAUGUCUCUGAGAGCGGCCAUCACUCACCUGCUGACCAAGCUCAACAUCCCCCUCUACAGGGCGUAUCAGUAUGGUGUGUACACCCGGGAGCUGCUGCAGUUUGGAGACAAGCUGUCCAUGCUGCUGCUGCUGCCGCCCAGCGAGGACUUCAGCUCCAACUACUGGCCUCUGGUGGGGACCAAGGAGCCGGGCCUCACCAUGCCGCUGCAGAUCUUUGAGCUGGUUCACUUCUGGAUGUACGAGCGGGACUUCCUGUCUCAGUACUGCCAGGCGUGGGUGAGGCUGGAGUUGGACUCUCACCUGGCCCAGCAGGCUCUGAGGGAGGCGCUGGACACCAAGGAGUUGCUGGAGGCCCGCGAGAGACUCAACCACAUCACGGAGCUCUCUCAGCGUCUGGAUGCGGUCUGGAGGGACGCUCGUUGGAUCAUGGAUUGUUUGCAGUGCGUGCGCUCGAAGCAGUGGGUGGGGGCGGUGCCUCUGGGCCUGGUGAUGGGAGGAGACCCCCCCCCACGUCCUGAUGGAGAGGAGGAGGAGGACAGUCUGACCGCCAGACUCACCUGGCCCCAUCGGCUACAAGCUCAGAGAGCCAUUGCAGAGUGUUUGGUCAAUGUGGCUCCACCUAACAUCGUCCCUGUGGAGAUCGCCGCUCCCUCUGGGAUCAUGGUCGUCCCUGCAGAUGCCACGUUGUUAAUGGAGGGUGUCGCAAAGGGCGGAUACCCAGUGGACAUCACCCACAAAUCAACUUUAGACCUGACGAGCAUCGGCGGCCAAUCAGAGUUAGAAUGUGCGACGGCUUUGAUUGAAUCAGGACUGGAGCCUGGCGCUGUGGCACAGUUAGACGUCGGCUACACGGUCCUAGAAACACAAGAGUCGUACUCCGGGGAAACUGACUUUCCCUGCAGCAUCACUGAGGUGAUCCGGCCGAUGGAGAUGGCAGAGCUGGUGGACAUCUUGCCCACGCUGAGUCUCAUACAGGAGGAGGAGGUGCCCUGCGACCCGGCCACUCUGUCAGUCAUGGACAUGCUGGAGAGCUUCGGGCUGGGCAUCGGUCAGAGCAGCUUCUUCGACGUAGAAAACUCAAAGUUGAUCAGCGAGGCCGAGCUGCAGAAUGAAAGCAGCAGCAGCAGCAGUCAUACCGUAGAGACACACUUUGAGAAUACAGAAUACGUGGCUGUUUUGAGCUCGGAGACUCACAUUCCCAGCAAGGUAGCCUGCUUUCCAUUGAGAAACCAGGUGGAGUGGGACCGACCCGGCGACAGUUCCUCCUGAUGGCGACUCAAGCACCAGCCCACAUGGACAUAAAAACAAACCAGUAGGCUGCCUGUAGCAGAGAGGAUUUACAGACAGGAAAUCUGUAGUUAGACCUUUUCUUUUUGAGUUGUACAUUACUUUCUAUUCUUCGGCAAUCAGGGUCCAACUGCGCAGUUACAGCUGGGGUAGACAGCAAAUCAUUUUAUAAUAACCUUUGAGCAUGUUGUAGUUCAGUAGCUCGAAGAGACAACUAGACUCCUUCGCCUCCUUUUUGGUUGUCAGGCUUUAAGAAAAUCCAGCAAGUGACAAGGGACUUCGGCCAAUCAUAAGUCGUUUUGGAGACAGGGCAUGCUUAUUGGCUCUUCUAGAAAUGCAGAUGGUGAAAGCGUGAUAUAAAGUCCUGCAGAAAAAGUUGUUAUUACAGCAUUGGCAACAACUGCCUUUACAGCUCUGACCUCUGACAGCAGACACGAUACAUCAACAUCCAGAUAACUGAUCUCCAGAAAUCUGCCUACCCCAGCUUUCAUAUUAACCACUGUGACAUCUACAUCGACUAACACACGAUUUAUAUUGUUUGCACAUUUCUAGACCUUCUGUUUUAAUGUUCAUUAUAUUUGAACUAAUUGUAUGUUAAAAACUAAGCUGUAGAAUAUGUUUUUUAAUGAGGUGAAACUCCAUUACUCACUACAGCACAGAGCAACAAUGCUGCGUGAUGGAUCCAGUAAACAAACCCAUUAAAUGCAAUAAUACUCUGUAGUGUUUGCCUAGCAGUCUAUAAAAAGCUGUGUGUUAUUGUUUCUUUUUGGUUUACCUGUGUGCAGAUUUAGCAUCCCAUAACAAAACAGUAACACGAUUUAUGAGCCUGAUGAUUAUAUGAACUGUUCUUGUUCCUAUACCAAUGUGCCAGAUCUGAUAUCCAAGCUUAAAAAUGAUGAGGAUAUAUAUGCAAUUCAUGUGAGUGCUGCAAGAACUCAAGUCAAGGACGUGGAGGAUGAUUUCUUUGCACAGUUAUUUUCACAAAUGGUCUUUCACCACAGAGGCCAAUUCAAAAGCUGGUUUUCAAAAAGUGCUUUUCCGUUAUUCGCCCGUUAUGUAGCAGACACAAACAGAAUCUGCCUCUCAAUCUGUUAAGGAACAUGAAAGCCAUUCAUAAUCACACACUCAUGUCAGUUUAUGCUUUGGAAGUGAUUUCAAAAUGGAUAUAUGCUUCUGUACAUUUAUUUGGGUACUGACUUUUCUUGCAAGAGAAUCAGGGCUUUUUCAAAAGGGAGAAUUAAAGACAUGCAAUAAAACUGAAGGGUUCAAACUAAAAAAGUGGUUAAAGACUACGGAAAUGUAGCUGUGACAAGUCAAGUGGUUUUCUGUGUGAUGUAUGAAGGCAUACUGAAAAACAAAUUGUGGAAUACAGUUGAAAAGAACAAAAUGGCUUUUCAGUUUAAAAAAGAAAAAACAGCAACAAUUUAGGAUUUUCUUUUUAUUUAGGAGGGAUUGUCUUUGUAACAUUUAAACAUCAUGGACGGUCAUAAAUGUUGAAACUACCUAAUCUAUUGUUGUUCAAAGUCCUAUUAAAUACUACCUGCUUUCACAUACUA
This is a messenger RNA of Trematomus bernacchii (emerald rockcod), 4992 nucleotides long. RefSeq names its product ankyrin repeat and fibronectin type-III domain-containing protein 1-like. NCBI's taxonomy places the organism in Eukaryota, Metazoa, Chordata, Actinopteri, Perciformes, Nototheniidae. Gene Ontology annotation, cellular component: spindle. Gene Ontology annotation, biological process: regulation of establishment of bipolar cell polarity; establishment of mitotic spindle orientation. Gene Ontology annotation, molecular function: protein binding. The record is from RefSeq and is a predicted model, not a curated record.